Messenger RNA from Microstroma glucosiphilum, 1362 nucleotides. RefSeq names its product GroES-like protein. Bases 36 to 1136 code for a protein of 366 amino acids. NCBI's taxonomy places the organism in Eukaryota, Fungi, Basidiomycota, Exobasidiomycetes, Microstromatales, Microstromataceae. The transcript is spliced from 2 exons. Gene Ontology annotation, molecular function: oxidoreductase activity. The record is from RefSeq and is a predicted model, not a curated record.
CUCCACGCGCCUACACUUGAGCUCUUAAGCCAAGGAUGACUUCUCUGCCAACGACUACCACUGCUUGGCGCCUGCAGACGAGGGGCUCGCCCGCAACGGAGCUCAAGCUCGACAAGGAUGUGCCCAUUCCCGAGCUGAAGCCAGGACAGGCCCUUGUGGCAAUCGAGCAGGCCGGCAUCAAUCCAGUGGACUGGAAGAUCGCCUCCGUUCUCCCCGGCAUCGUCCAGAAUUUGCCCCGCACAAUGGGCUCUGACUUUGUCGGUCGUGUCCUUUCCGUCAAGGCGCCUACAGCCUCAGCUCCUGAUGAUGCCUUCCUGCCCGAAGUGGGACAGAAGGUCUAUGGUAUGGUUCAUGCCGCAAGCUUUCGAGGGAGACAGGGAAGUCUGUGCGAGCACACUGUUGUACCCAUCGAGGGGCUGGCGCCACUCCCACCUAAUCGGCUCAGCUCGGAGCAGGCUGCUGGAUUGGGCGUUGUCGGCCUGACUGCUGUGAGGAUGGAGAGCUUUGCAAAGAAGGGAGAUCGAGUGUUGCUCCUCGGUGCCUCCACUGGGAUUGGUGUGCUUCUAGCCGCUAUGCUCAAAAGCCCACUGGUGGGCGUCAGUCAUCUCGUCGCCACAGCGUCUGGACAAAAGAUAGGGGAGUUAAGGGAGCGCGGCCACAUCGACGAGUUCGUUGACUACCGAAAGGAGAAGAAUGUGGAGGACGUGCUCAAGGAAAGGUACGCUGCAGCUUCUCCAGCUGCAUUCGAUGUCAUCCUGGACUGUGUCGGGUCCUCCGCCACCCAGAUGCGUUGCGCGGAAUUUCUCAAGAAGGGAGGUACAUACUUCAAUACUGGUGCGUCCUCGAUUGAAGCAGACAAUCUAUUCUGGUCGGUCAUAGCGUUCCUCAAGAACGCGAUCCAGACCAAUAUUCUUCCGGUCUGGCUCGGAGGAGCUUCAGGUGUCAUUCAGGGCGGUCCAUUGCUCAGCCGAAGGCAAGAUUGGGACAGAUUGAACAGCUUCAUCGAGGGAGGAUACCUCGAUCCGAAGACUGAUUCGGCCUUCUCCUACAACGAAGCUUCAAAGGCGUACGAGAGGCUGAUGACCGGAAGAGCGUUCGGCAAGGUCGUUGUAAAGGUCAAGGAAGAUGUGGAGUAAGAGGGGGCUUCGAGGGGUGUAUGACUUCUCAGGCAUCGUCAGUAAUACUGUGUUUUACCGCACCUCGUGUACUCUACCGUAAGGCGUCUCGCUCAUUGCAGCCUCGUAGUCAUGCAAUACAGGCCCUGCCAACGUAAUAAGCAUACUAGUGCAACGCAGGCAGGCAGAGAUAGCAGCUCAUCAGCUCAAAGUCGCUCUUCAGUUCAAUUCGUGAGUAAAAUGUCAU